AGCUCAUCAAUUUUCUUUACUCACAAACAAUUAUCUUAUUAGUUAAUAAGUAAGUCAUGUUAAGUCUGAAACUAAAAGAGGUAAUGCAAUAAACAAUCAAUAAUAUAUAAACCUAUUUUCGUGUCAUAUUCUUUCAUUCUCAAUCUUUGAUGGUUCUAUUGCGACUUGUAAUAGAUAGUAUAUUAUUAAUUCAAAAUUUAUUUUAUUUCUAAUAUUGAGCUACUCUUAUUGUUUAUUAAUGAUGCCAUAUUUAUUUGUAGAAAGGAUUUGAUUUACAAGGCAAAUCAAGUAACAUUAACAUGUCUUCAAUUAAUCAAUGCCGAACGUCAAAAUGAAAUGAUUAAUAUUCGAUUUAUUCGUGCAGUUGUAGAAAGUUAUAUAACUUGUACAAAUUUUAUUAAUAAUAAUGUAUUAACAGAAGUUACUGAUAAUGCAAGAAAAUCAGCUGAAUUAUUUGCUCGAUAUUGUGAUAUAGUUUUACGAAAAGGGUUUGUUUAG
This is a messenger RNA of Rotaria sp. Silwood1, 498 nucleotides long. The record is from the annotation of a GenBank genome assembly. NCBI's taxonomy places the organism in Eukaryota, Metazoa, Rotifera, Eurotatoria, Philodinida, Philodinidae.